CACACAAUAAAUUCAACGAGACAGAAAUAAAGAAAGCUCAAGCAAAUUUUGCUAUAAAGCUGCAAUCUUCACUUCUUUUUUCCAUCUAAGCUUGAUCACUUACACUAGUUUUCUAACAAAUUUCAAAGCUUUUCUGUUUCUUUGAAGAUCUCUUGUCGCUCUUUAAUGGAGGAUCGUAAGGAGAAAAAUGCACCAUGGUUAUCAGUACCCCAAUUUGGCGAUUGGGAUCAGAAGGGCGAAUUGCCAGACUAUUCCAUGGAUUUCACAAAAAUUAGAGAAAUGAGGAAGCAGAACAAGAGGGAUGUGUCAAGAGCCAGUCUUGGCAAUGAAGAAGACCUCAUUAACCCAACAGCAACCAGUGCAAAAGUUGCUCAUGAUGAUCAUCAUCAACACGAAGACCAUUACCAGCAAAGCCAUCACAGUUCCACUAAUACAAGGAGAAGUAUUUUCAGCUACUUCAACUGCUGUGUUAAAGCUUGAUAUUCUUCGCACAAUGACUGUUUGCUAGACCACCUGUAAUGAUAUGUAAUUUGGAGACCAUUAUUUAUUUAGUACCCUUUUAUGUUUUUUGGUUUUUCUUCUCCAUUUUUAAGUUGGUUCUCUUUUUUUUUUUUGGGUUCAUCAUCUCUAUUUUCGGACGAAAACAAUGAUGUGUUUUGUAAAUUGGUGAUGAUUAAGGCAUGCUUGAUUAUGAGCAGAGGAGAGGAGAGGAGGGAUCAUGAUGCUCUAGUGGACCUUAUUGAUAAAAGUCAUGGGGGUGUCAUGGUCUGUGGGUGCAUGGAGCACGUAGGGCCAGUGAUUUGAUUUAGAAUUUGGAAAGGCAAUUGUGAGGUUUUAGUUCGUGCUUCUAGUGAAAUCAUUUUGGCUAUCAAUUUUUAAGUCUGGCCUCAACGGGCAAAUUGUUUCUGA
Messenger RNA from Jatropha curcas, 909 nucleotides. Its product is annotated as sorbin/SH3 domain protein. The record is from RefSeq and is a predicted model, not a curated record. NCBI's taxonomy places the organism in Eukaryota, Viridiplantae, Streptophyta, Magnoliopsida, Malpighiales, Euphorbiaceae.